Panicum virgatum (switchgrass) is the source of this 990-nucleotide messenger RNA. RefSeq lists its product as uncharacterized. Gene Ontology annotation, molecular function: protein binding. The transcript is spliced from 3 exons. The record is from RefSeq and is a predicted model, not a curated record. Lineage: Eukaryota; Viridiplantae; Streptophyta; Magnoliopsida; Poales; Poaceae. The coding region runs from base 1 to 990 and encodes 329 amino acids.
AUGGCUGCCAGGCACUGCCUGUCCCGGGCAGACUUCCAGCCGGAGCUCCUGGGCCUCGUCGUCGGGCGGCUCCCUCUAGCUGACCGCGUUCGGUUUGGAGCAGUCUGCCGCCCGUGGCGCCGCGCUGCUCGGCAGGAGCCCCUGCCCCCUCCGCUCCCGUGGCUGAACCUCCCCGACGGCACCUUCCUCAGCGUCCCAGGCGGCGAAAUCCACCGCAUGCCCGUGCCGGAGGACGCCGUCUGCCACGGCUCCGUGGGGAGCUGGCUCUUCCUCAGGCGCCCCGGCGGCGAGUUCUCGCUGGCGAACCCUUUAUCCGGAGACGCGGUGCGGCUCCCUGAGCAAUACGAUCCCGAUCUGCCGGGAUACCCGAUCUCCUUCAAGCCGGUGCUGCUGCUGUAUGCUCUCUCACUCAGCAAGCUCUACGCCAUUGAUACCGGUUCGAGCUCCAAAGGCGAGCCAACUGCAAGAGACCCACACAUAGAACGCAUAGCCGACGCCGCCGAUGAUAAUCCGGGGUUCAUGUGCCGGUCCAUUGCCGGCGAGAACCACAUCUGCGUGUACUGGAGCUACCUCGCUGAAUCCAGUGGCAAGCUGCUGCAGGUAAGGCGACUGAUCGGAUGCUUGUCCACCCUGCCGGACAAAGAGAGGGUGAAGCACAGCCGCACCCUCUCGUUUGAAGUCUUUGAGGCCGACCUGAGCGCCGAUUCCCGUGUCAGGUGGAGGAGGGUCGGCGAUCUGGGAGGCCGGGCGCUCUUCGUGAGCAGGCAGUCGUCGAGAUCCCUCCCGGCUUCCGAGUGUGGAGCUCGGGAGGACUGCAUCUACUUCGUGUGCGACUACGACGACGACGACGCCGCCGCGCCGGAUCCGACCCGCGACUGCGGCGUGUUCGACAUGAGGAGCGGGGUGAUCACGCCUCUGCUGCCGGAUACUGUGGUGGUGCGGCCACAAGGAUGCAAAGGGCGCCCGGCAUGUUAUUCACAAAAUGUGUAG